AAGCCGGAUAUCAUACCCACUGCCUUCUCAAAGCUGCCAAAGUGUUUACAUAAAUGGCUUGGAUUUUUGCUUGGUCGCAUUACACUAUGUGCUAUCGGUCUAGUAAUCAUAAUGAACAGGAAAAAUUCUUUGCUUUGUUUUCUAGUCGUCUUUCAAACAAUAUACGCAAAGGAUGUAGAAUUACCCCCGUGCCCCACUAGCAUUGCGUUUUUCCCUCAGAAUCUACCCAUGCACUGUAGAAUGGUAAAUGGACAAUCGCUUAAUUCUGUGCCGAUACCUUUGAGUUCUACCUACCCACCUUCUAUCUUCCAGAGUCCAUCUCCUAAUAAGAUAGCACCACCAAUGCCAUUUCCAGUUCCUCCUGGAUUUCCGGCCCCCAUGUUCCCGCCAGGAAUACCUGUACCACCUAUGGGUCCUAUACCCAUCGCUGGCGUGCCCCCUCAAAAGAUGCCAGUUAUAGUCAUGCCUUUUUACUCUCCUGAUCCAGUGCGAAAAAAGGAUGAUGAAAAGAAAAAAUCAAAAAAGAAAGAUCCCUUCGACUCAGAUGACUGCUCUGAUGAUAUAUUAGAUAGUAGUGGUGAUGAUUCUUCGGAAUUCUGGAGACCAGAUAAAUUUCUGAAGACACGAAGACCACGUAAACGUGCUCACAGACGUUUUGGUGGCGGCUAUAGAAGAAACAAUGUCAACAAUGCAGAGUUAUUGACGCCCAUGAUACAAUAUGUCACUAAAGAUGGGUACGUAAUAUACGAAAAGGAGAUUUCCAAGGGGGAAGCAAAGAAUUGGUUAAGUAAGAACGAAAAGCGAGAAAAUGAGUAUGGUGUUUCUUUUAAAGAAUUAGACGACAUGAAACAUGAAUUAGGUGAAGACAAUGUAGUUGAAGACUACAAGGAACCGAAAUUUAUUAAGGUAAAGGAUAAUAAUGCAAAGGAGAGACGAGCGGAGACGAGCUCAAAUAUUCCGACUUCAACACCCAAGAUGCGCAGAAAGUUCAAAAAAGUUAAAGGCGGGGCUGUUAAGCUUAAUUGGUAA
This is a messenger RNA of Hyposmocoma kahamanoa, 1029 nucleotides long. RefSeq lists its product as uncharacterized. NCBI's taxonomy places the organism in Eukaryota, Metazoa, Arthropoda, Insecta, Lepidoptera, Cosmopterigidae. The transcript is spliced from 3 exons. Bases 112 to 1029 code for a protein of 305 amino acids. The record is from RefSeq and is a predicted model, not a curated record.